Mytilus trossulus (common blue mussel) is the source of this 462-nucleotide messenger RNA. Its product is annotated as protein fem-1 homolog C-like. NCBI's taxonomy places the organism in Eukaryota, Metazoa, Mollusca, Bivalvia, Mytilida, Mytilidae. The transcript is spliced from 6 exons. The record is from RefSeq and is a predicted model, not a curated record. Gene Ontology annotation, biological process: protein K6-linked ubiquitination. Gene Ontology annotation, cellular component: BRCA1-A complex; BRCA1-BARD1 complex. The coding region runs from base 1 to 462 and encodes 153 amino acids. Gene Ontology annotation, molecular function: protein binding; ubiquitin-protein transferase activity.
AUGUGUGUUAUGAAGGAUAUAAUGGCAAGUUGGGAUGAGAAACUUCGUACAGCUGCAAGGGAGGGGAAUAUAAAAGAGGUAGAAUUAUGUGUAAAGAACAGAGCUAACUUGGAAUGUAGAGAUGUUGCUGGAAUGACACCAUUAAUAUGGGCGGCUGUGGGAGGACACCUGGAGGUGGUGACUUACCUGGUCACUCACGACAGUCAGUUAGAGGCCACAGACAGGAUUGGAUUGACACCAUUAAUGUGGGCGGCUGUGGGAGGACACCUGGAGGUGAUGACUUACCUGGUCACUCACGGCAGUCAGUUAGAGACUACAUCCAGGAGUGGACGAACAGCUUUACAUUAUGCUGCUGAGAAUGAACAGAUUGAUGUAAUAAAAUGUUUAAUAGAUCAAGGAUGCAGUCCUUGGGUGAAAACAUUGGAGGUACAUGUAACAUUCAGUUUUAUUCUUAUUAGAUAG